AUGACUCUUCGUUCGAAACGAGUUGUUUUUGAGAAGGCUUUUGCCGAAUUUAGACAGGAUCUGGAAAAAAUGUUUAAUUUCACUGGAUUAGAUCAGGUUUCGGGAAUGAAAAUGUAUCAAUUGGUAUAUGACAUGUGUACUGCUACGCCAAGGCCCCACACCGAAAAAUUGUUUAAUGCUAUAGCUGGAUUUUUGAAUGAUUAUACAAUACAAAUAAGAGCGUCGAUUUUAAAUCACGAUGAUGUGGUUAGUGCUUAUGCUAGAGAAUGGAAACAUUAUAGUCUCGCUGCAGGAUUUUCGAGUAUGAUAUGUGACUAUCUUAAUAAACUUUUGGUAAAUAGCAAAUCAAGAGCUAUAUCCGAUAGAAAAAUGACAGUACAAGGUGGUAACUAUAGACGACAGACCGUUCAAGCUUUGGCAUACCUUAUAUGGAAAAAGCAGAUUGUUUAUUCUAUCAAGGAAAAACAUUCUGAUAGAUUCAUGCAUCAGAUAUUUGAAAUGAUUCGAAGAGAUAGGGAUGGAGAAGAUACUGUACCUGAUGUUGUGUCAGACGCAAUUAUAUCACUUGUUGAGCUCAAUAAUUUGACUGAGAAUCCUUUAAGUCUAUAUAUUGAAGAAUUCGAGAAGCCAUAUUUGAAAAAUACACGACGAUAUUAUGAAAGGGAGUCUGCCGCACUUAUGCUUUUUGAUAUCAUUAAACAGGCUUCUCAAAGAUUAUACGAGGAAAAGGCACGAAACUCGAAAUAUUGUCAUCAAUCAUCACAUGAUAUUAUAAUCAAAGAAUGCGAAACGCAAUAUAUAGCUGUACAUCAAACAAUAAUUCAGGGUGAAUUUGAGGCCAUGAUUUCAAAUGAGAGAUAUGAAGAUUGUACGAUGGCCUAUACACUUUUGUCUUGUAUUCCUAGCGGUGUAAAUCCUUUAUUAGAAAUAUUUGAAAGAUAUAUUACAAAUAUCGGUAAAGGACUGAUAGUUAGGAUGGGAAAUUCUAUUGCUAAGGACCCUAGAGAAUAUGUAGAAUCUCUUUUGAAUCAUCAUUCAAAAUAUUUGACAGUUUGUCAAAAAGUUUUUGUCAAUGGUGCAGCUUUUGUUGCUGCAGUUGAUAAGGCUCUUAGAGCAAUUGUUAAUAAUGCAACUAUAAAUCCCAUUGCUCAUUCUCCUGAGGUUAUGGCCCGUUAUUGUGAUGUAUUAUUGAAAAAGACUCACAAAGGAGGAUGGAGCGAACUCGAAGUUGAGGAUAAAUUAAAUCGAAUGAUUAUUCUUUUCAAGUAUAUUGAAGAUAAAGACGUUUAUCAAAAAUUCUAUUCUAGAAUGCUUGCGAAACGUCUUAUAUAUGGAAAUUCCGCGUCAGAGGAAGCGGAGAUGAAUAUGAUUUCCCGAUUAAAAAGUGCAUGCGGUGUUGAAUAUACUAGUAAAUUACAAAGGAUGUUUACUGAUAUCACGAUUAGUGCAGAUGUCAAUAAAGAUUUUUCAGAUUUUCUAAAAAAAAAUCCGAUGAAUAUUGGUGUUGACUUUUCUAUCUUGGUAUUAACUGCCGGUGCUUGGCCAUUAACGCAAAUUUCAGCUACUGAAUUUCAAUUGCCAACAGAGUUGGAAAAGAGUGUGACUCAUUUUUCAACCUUUUAUAGUAAUCAGCAUAGCGGUAGAAGAUUGACAUGGUUAUGGCAUUUGUCUAAAGCUGAUGUGAAAUUAACGUACCUUGACAAACGUUAUGAAUUUUCCGUGUCUCUUUAUCAGCUUGGUGUUUUACUUUUGUAUAAUGGUGCAGAUAUGUUUACGUUUAAAGAAAUAAUAGAACACACAGGGCUUAACGAUCAAGAACUGAGAAGGGUUAUGAAGCCAAUGAUAGAUUUGGCGGUUUUCAUAGUUUCAAAACCUAGUGGUUCUCUUAGCGAUGAAACUGAAAUAAAAUUAAACUUGGAAUUUUCAAAUAAACGAAAUAAAAUUAAGGUUAGCUCAUCGUUACAAGCUGAAACACCACAAGAAACUGACGCAACACGAAAAGCAGUUGACGAUGAUCGAAAACUUUAUCUUCAGGCUGCUAUAGUACGUGUUAUGAAAUCUCGAAAAACUUUAACACAUGCACAAUUAAUAAAAGAAGUUAUUGAUCAAGCAAGAUCACGGUUUACCCCCAACGUACCAAUGAUUAAAAAAUUACGGCUCGAGGGCCGCGAAAUACCUGUUGAUAUUGAUUAUUCACAAGGAACUUCUGUUCAAGCUGUGCUUGAAAGGGCAUGUAGAACUUUGGGUAUAUAUGAUUCAUGGAAUUAUGCUUUAUAUAGCGAAUUAUUUAAAACUUGGUUAUGCGAUUCACACUUAUUGUCAUCAUACCCGGCUGAGGAUACAUUGGUAGUUCGAAAAAAGACACCGGAAUACCUUGAACUUGUAUAUAAUGAAGAAAAUCCAAAAAAGCGUUCGGUUUCAUCAAAUGGUUUAUCUCCAAAUACCUCUGUACAAACAAUAAAACGGCUGGGAGUUUUUAGUAGUACAAAGACGUGUUUGAAAACGCGUUUUCAGCCAGAAACAAUUUAUUUAUCUGCUAUCUUGUUUACAAGUGAUAACAAAGUAUUGAUAACAUCAAGUGCAAAAAUGUUUCCUACUGUUGAAGUUAUAAAGGAUAGUAUAAUAUUUGGUAAUGUUGAAGAUGAUAGUGAAGAAUUCGCACAUGUUAUAAGAACAUCUCUGGAUUGGGCUACUUCAACUGAUUUUGAUACUAAAGAAGAUAAUUCUAGUGAUUCUGAUUCUUUCCACUCUUCUCAAUCAAAUUCAAGUAAUGGUACUACAGGAGAUUUUGAUCAUAAUCAUUCUCAAUUUUAUGGUGAUCAAGAUACUCCAUGGUCACGUGCUUUUGGUCAAGCCGCUUUAAGAUUAAAGAAUGAAUUAUCAUUAGAAUCAUUAGGAAUAUUAUACGAACAUGUUGUAUAUAUGAAUACAUCAAAAUCAAAAUUUAUUGUAGCUCUUCAACAUGUACCGAAUUGUAUUAGAGAAGAAAUUGCUCCUGAUUUGAUAAAAUCCGGUACAUUAAAAUGGAAAAGUUUUGAAGAAUCAAAUUCUAUUUAUCAAAAAGAUCCACAUCCUGUUUGGUCUAAUUAUAUAGAAAAAUGGUGCUCACGUCAAACGAAAUUAUCCCCUGGACUUUAUUUAGGUGUUUUAUAUACCGAAAGUACUUUACAAGGUAUUAAAAUAUUAGUACCAAAAGAUCGUAAACAAUUUAUUCCUUUAGGUAAAGUUCGUGACGAAGCUAGAAUUACUCCUGAGGAGGCAAGCUGGAUUAAAUCAUUAACUUGUUUAAGUCAGGAUUGUUUUGUGGAUUCAGUAAUGGCUACAAAAUCUGAUAAGAACCAUAAUAAGUCAACUUUAGGACAAUUUCAAACUUCUUUUUUAGAUUGUUAUUACAAGUUACAACAUGACACAAGCCUUAAUUGGGAUUCUGGUGAUAUUUAUAGUGAUCAAACCGUUGAUAUUUAUUUAGAUUUACAAACUAAUCAAAUGUAUACAAUGAUGGGUGAAUUGGAUGAUAAUAUUAUUGAACAAUGUGGUAACUUUUCUUCAUCUCCAACCGAUUUAUAUCUGGAUCCAAAUGGAGAGGAGGAAAAAGAUAAACUAAAGGAAUUGCAAAAAUCUCAAAAAGAAGAAAAAUCAGAGGAACAAAAGCGAGCGGAUAAACAUCAAGGUUUUACGCAAGAUGAACAAGACGAUUAUACCAUUAACAUUAAUUUUGAUUCACCCGAUAAAGAAAAUAUUUUAAGUGCAGCGAGUGCACCAGAAUCUGAAGUUGAAGAUGAUGUUGGUUCAAUUGUGAAAACUUGUACUUCGACGGGUGCCGCAACUUCUAUCGCUGAAGAAGCUGUUUCACAUAUGGCUUCAUCGUUCUCCUCUUUUAACACCGGAAAUACGAUUCGACCUUUUAUUCGUAUUAUUAUGAUUGUUAAACCUAUGCGUCAACCACAUCACAUUCGUGGCCCUUAUUAUUCUCGCUUAUGCAUGCUAUAUCCUUUUCCUUUAUAUGACGCUCUUCAGCACGCUACAUUUAAUACUUCUUUGUACGCUUGUUCUCGCCGUGCAAUGCAAAUUUUACAAGCUUCUCGAACCUAUUUCACUCAAGAAUUAGUUAGACAUUUACAAAAAGUUGAUAAUUUCUCUGAAGUUAACGAACAAAACCUUGAAGAUUUCUUUUUUGAUCCAGAUGAAUUCAACAAAUUUCCUGAUGAUGCACGUAGAAUUCAACAAGCCAUUGAUGUAAUUCGUGAUGAAAUUGUUACUUUAAGACAGCAAUGGAAUGCUGCUUCUUGGACAAUGACAGCAAUCGAAUGGGAUCGUCAAAGAACAAUGCAAGCGUAUAGUUUUGGUGGACGACCAAUGACUCUUAAUGUUUCCAAAUCAGCAGGUCAAAGUCGUGCCGCUUCAGUUUAUAAUUUAAGUCUUUCCAAUAAUAAUGAUGACGAAAGUCCCAACAGGAAAAGAUUAUCUACAACUUCUAGGAUUUCUACUGCCGAUACAGUUUCACAUAUUGAGAUUCUUCGAGAUGUUAUGUUUCAUGCUCCUGAUCGUGCUUGGAUAUUAGCUGCAUAUUUAGCCUCUUUACCUGUUCUUGCAACUCCAACAUUAAAACGGUCACCUUCAAUAUCUUCUACGAUUUCAACAAUUUCAUCUAAUGCUUCUUCAGGGGCAAUAAAUCCUCUUCCUUCAAGAAAGAAAUCGGCCGGACAUCGUCUUAUGAGAACUUUUGGUUUCGGUGGAAAUCAUAAUGGUAAAAAAUUUUUAUCCAAAAGAGCAAAUUCAAAGAAAAUAAAAGAAGUUCAAAUUGACGAUCAAAGUAGUAUAAUUAAUUUUGAAAGUGAUGAUACAAUUACUAUUAUUGUUCCUCCUCGAUCACAAACUCCAUUAACUUCAUCAUUUACUAAUGAACCUACUAAGCUUGAAGUUGAAACAAUGGAAAUUCAGCAUAAUGAUAUAUCGGAAGAACAUGAAUCAUCAACUAAUUCCCAACAAGAAAUAAUAGUAGUUGCAAAGGAUGUUGAAAUUUCAUCUCAAAUUGUUAUUAAUAAUUUCGAGAAAGAGGAUUUAAACGAGAACGUUGAUGAUACCAACGAACAUGAUGAUAGUAGUAAAGUAAUCACGGAGAAUGAUGAUGAGGAAAUACAAUAUGAGAAUAAGACUAUUAUAGAGUCCGAAUCAAUGCCAAAUCAUCAACAUAAAACGGUUGAGAUGUUUGAAUCUGAAUUAAAAUCAACUUCACAAAUGGAGUCCGAAACUUUUACAAUACCUCAUAAUGAAGAAAGCAACUUUGAUGAUGCUGAAAUGAUUAAUAUUAGUACUAUUGAAUAUAGUAUUACUUCUUCAAUUAAUACAUUUUUAGAACUCGCUGGAAGAGAGGAAGAGUCUCCGGCAGACGAAAUCAUUCAGAAAAAGAAUAUAACACAAAUCAUUUUGGAUAGUAUUUCAGAAAUUAGUGAGGAAGUAAUCAAUGAGAAUAUUGUUAACGACAUCAUAAAUGAAAAUGAAAGCGAAGAUGAAUUCUUCAGACUAAUGGAAAUUUUUGAUAACAUUAAUAAUGAAGAAAAUACUGUUAUGGAAAAGGAAGAUGAAACUGUCGCUGCCAUGAAUGCUCGCCUUGACGAUAUAAUUGAUGCAAUUACCGAUAACCUUUGUGCGCGUCGAACAAGUCCUACAACUCCACAUUUUCCUCCUCCUUUAUUCUUACGUUCAAUAUCUCCGACACCUUCAGCACCAUAUUUUCCAGCUGAAAUUUUAUAUUCACCUGAAACAUCAAUACCUAAAACUCCCGAUUUUCCUCCUCCAGAAUUGUCUAAUGAAUUUUCGGCACCACCAACACCUCAACUUGUCCCACAAACAUUAUCAGAAAUCGAUUCUGAUAGUCCUCCGUUAGUUCCUUUGUCCUCUCCAUCAUCAGUAACACCAUUACACACGUCAAUUCCAUCAACGCCACAGUUCUCACCUUCAGCUCAAAAUUCAAGGCCAUCAACACCUCAAUUCAAUACAACAAAUUUAUUUGAAGAAUUAAAACAUGCAAAAUAUCGAUUAGACUUUCAGUAUAAAUCUCCUCCUAGUACAUUAUAUGAGGAAUUAACGAAGUCACCACCACCUUUUCAAUAUUCAAGACCACCAACUCCACAAGUUUCUCCGCCCAUUUCUCCAUCAUCGCUUCCUCCUCUUCCUUUAUCAACCCCAUCAACUCCAGCAACUCCACGAUCAAUUCUUUCAGCAUCACAGUCUCUAUUUUCUGCUCAGGCAUCCUCAAAUACGACAUUAACAGAUCUUCCUGAGACUACGAGUCAACCUUCAACUACGAAGUCGUCUUCCUCAUCUUUUUUUCCGAUAUUACGAACGACGACUCCGCCACCCUUAAAAGUUAACACUAAUUCAAUUUCGUCAUUUAAAUCAACUUUGUCAUCACCAAUCCCAUCAAUGAUACCUAGACCUCCAAUUUUUCGAUCAUUAUCUGUACUAUCUACACCUCCCCCGUUACCUCUUUCAUCAUCAACUCGUCCGCCGCCACUUCCACUUCCUCCAUCAUGGCCAAAACUUAAAAAAACUAAAAGACCUGAACCAAAGAAGAACGAAUUAGAGCCUGAAGUAGAUCAAUCUGACUUUCGUCGUAAACCACGUUCUAGAGCUGCGAGCUUUUCUGAAGGAAGUGGUUUAGAGAUGAAGAAUAUACUAAAUGCUAAUUAUCAUCCGCAACGAGCAGCAUCAGAACUUGGUUUUAAUGAUGUAGCUGAACAUAAUAAUGAUGCGGGCGUUGAUUUAGAACCACAAAAGAUUAUAAAUGAUAAUGAUGAAGCUUUAAAGAUUACUUCGAACAAUUCGAACAAUAAUUCGGUUACAGUAAAUGGGUUUAAAACACCUUUUAUAAAAUCACAAACUAAAAAUAAUAAAAAUUUAUUUAUUAUUAAAAAAUUAAAAAAAGUUGAGUAUGAUGGAAUGACUAAUGAAGAUGUUCAAAUGAAUUCAAUGUAA
Molecule: messenger RNA, 6978 nt
Organism: Funneliformis geosporum
Lineage: Eukaryota; Fungi; Glomeromycota; Glomeromycetes; Glomerales; Glomeraceae
Source: the annotation of a GenBank genome assembly